AUGUCGUACGGGUCACGCCCAGAGCCCCGGGGUCACGGCCAGAGCCCCGGGGUCCCGGCCAGAGCCCCGGGGUCACGGCCAGAGCCCCGGGGUCCCGGCCAGAGCCCCGGGGUCACGGCCAGAGCCCCGGGGUCACGGCCAGAGCCCCGGGGUCCCGGCCAGAGCCCCGGGGUCACGGCCAGAGCCCCGGGGUCCCGGCCAGAGCCCCGGGGUCACGGCCAGAGCCCCGGGGUCACGGCCAGAGCCCCGGGGUCCCGGCCAGAGCCCCGGGGUCACGGCCAGAGCCCCGGGGUCACGGCCAGAGCCCCGGGGUCACGCCCAGAGCCCCGGGGUCACGGCCAGAGCCCCGGGGUCACGGCCAGAGCCCCGGGGUCACGCCCAGAGCCCCGGGGUCACGGCCAGAGCCCCGGGUCACGCCCAGAGCCCCGGGGUCACGCCCAGAGCCCCGGGGUCACGCCCAGAGCUCCGGGUAACGCCCAGAGCCCCGGGGUCACGCCCAGAGCCCCGGGGUCACGCCCAGAGCCCCGGGGUCACGCCCAGAGCCCCGGGGUCACGCCCAGAGCCCCGGGGUCACGCCCAGAGCCCCGGGGUCACGCCCAGAGCCCCGGGGUCACGCCCAGAGCCCCGGGGUCACGCCCAGAGCCCCGGGGUCACGUCCAGAGCCCCGGGGUCACGCCCAGAGCCCCCGGAUCACGCCCAGGGACUUCAUUAUUCCUUUCUCCCAUACUUAUAUUCCUUUCCCUUCUCUCAUCUCCCUUUCUCCCACACUUCCCACCAAGAUGUGAAAUGUUUACGCGAGUGAGACGCAGCGAGUGGGACGCAGACACCGCAGCAUUCAGCGAGUGGGACGCAGACACCGCAGCAUUCAGCGAGUGGGACGCAGACACCGCAGCAUUCAGCGAGUGGGACGCAGACACCGCAGCAUGCAAGCGCUGGAGGCCCGCAGACCCAGCGUCAGGAAGCCCGCAGACACAGCGUCAAGAGGACCGCAGACACAGCCUCAGAAGGACCGCAGACACAGCGUCAAGAGGACCGCAGACACAGCGUCAAGAAGCCCGCAGACACAGCGUCAAGAGGACCGCAGACACAGCCUCAGAAGGACCGCAGACACAGCGUCAAGAGGACCGCAGACACAGCGUCAAGAGGACCGCAGACACAGCGUCAAGAGAACCGCAGACACAGCGUCAGAAGGACCGCAGACACAGCGUCAAGAAGCCCGCAGACACAGCGUCAAGAGGACCGCAGACACAGCCUCAGAAGGACCGCAGACCCACACGGCCAGGGGUCAUAGUAAUGAUUCAUUUUAUAAGCUGA
Molecule: messenger RNA, 1314 nt
Organism: Procambarus clarkii (red swamp crayfish)
Lineage: Eukaryota; Metazoa; Arthropoda; Malacostraca; Decapoda; Cambaridae
Source: RefSeq, a predicted model, not a curated record